GCGGAGCUGCUUCUCGUGAGCGCUGUGACUUCAAGACGUGUAUCAGACUCGCGGAUCUGAGAGCGGUGUGACUUCCACCCGCGUUGGGAGGUUUUUCACCCCUUACUUUUAUUUUCACUGGACCACUGAGGAAGUUCGCCCACGCGCCCGAGAAGAUGGUGGAGAUGGUGGAGAUGGUGGAAGGCUCCUGGGCUUGAACACACCGCCGGGGUUUGGUAGAAGCCGGUUUUCCUGCAGUGCGCGCGCGCCGGCGGGCGGUGAUGUUGGAUCUGAGCGCGAUGAUUGAGGUGUCGAUCCCAUCUCUCCACCGGGAAGUGGAUGAAACUGGGAAAUCACGGAAACUGUUCAGGGUGGAGAUCUUGUUCAACGGAAGGAAGCACUUUGUUCUGCGGCGGCAGAGCGAGUUCCAGAUGUUGCACCGGAAGCUCAAGAAGAUCCUGCAGCUGCCUGAAUUCCCCAGCAAGAGGACCCAGCUGCGCUCUAAACCUCUGGAGCAGAGACGGCAAGAGCUGGAGGACUACAUACAGGUGAUCCUGUAUAAGAACGACGUGGUUCCUCAGGAGCUGCUGGAUUUCUUGAAGGUGAAACACUUCCACAUGCCGAUCUACGAAAGUGAAGAACAGCAGAAGGACACAAGAGAGAAGGGGAAAAGCUGUGAGCUUCUGCAUCAGAGAGUGGUGGGUUUCACGUGUGAUCCCUAUCUCUGCGCUUCCAAGUCAGACCUGCCGAACGUGGUUGUUGCUGGUGUCUUGCAGGGCUUCUUCCCCAAAGACAAUAAGGUGGACUUCAGGACACAUUCCAAGCCCAGCAUUAGGCAUCCACCUCUAUUUCCUUCAGUCCCAUCCAUCGUCAUAGACAGAAGCAGUCUGAGCUUAUUACCAGAAGCAGAGACAUGAGACAUGGAAGAGCUUCUGUGUUCCAGCACUGACCAGGCACAGACUUCCAGCUUUUUCUACCUGGCUUCAGAAGGACUGGUGCUUUUAACUGUUUAUAUAAAAACCAUCAGCUUUGA
Silurus meridionalis is the source of this 1012-nucleotide messenger RNA. RefSeq names its product sorting nexin 22 (gene snx22). The record is from RefSeq and is a predicted model, not a curated record. Lineage: Eukaryota; Metazoa; Chordata; Actinopteri; Siluriformes; Siluridae. The transcript is spliced from 6 exons. Gene Ontology annotation, molecular function: phosphatidylinositol phosphate binding. The coding region runs from base 261 to 896 and encodes 211 amino acids.